Seminavis robusta is the source of this 636-nucleotide messenger RNA. The record is from the annotation of a GenBank genome assembly. Lineage: Eukaryota; Bacillariophyta; Bacillariophyceae; Naviculales; Naviculaceae.
AUGCUCGAAGGCAAAAUGGCAUCAGCCAUCACUUCCAACAUGACGGCUUGGCUCAUUCCCCUAUUCCUGAUGCUUAUUAGAAUCUCCCUGAUUGCUUCGUUCAGUCCUAUUGUUAGAAGACCAAUUGUAACAGUUGCGGAUGUUGGUGGCAUCAGCAGGAAUGAGAAGGGUGCGACAACAAUCUUUGGCGGUUGCAGAUUGUCUCGUCUAAAACCACUAUCGGCACAUGUGCAUGUAUCUGCUGCAUGCCAGCUCCACAGGAAGAAACAAAGUGAGCAGUUGUACCGGUACUACUCUACCACUGCUCUCCAAGCCAAACCUAAACGAGGGUCCGUUGUGGAUUCGUACCGUACUGUCAGUGUGAACUGUGCCAAAUGUCAAGCACGGUUGUUUCGCUACAAAAAGAAGAAUGGCACCAAAUCCAAUCUCGUCAAGUGUUAUAUAGAACGAAUUGCAGAAGACUCGGCGGGUGUCCUCGAAAAUGCCAGAGCCGAACUGCAGGAUGACAUGAUGUUUCCUCAGGAUUAUGCUUGGCAGUGUCCCUCCUGCCAAUCCCAAUUUGCCAGGACAGCGCAGAUUCAUGGUCUUCCCGCUUUGAAAAUGGUUGGAGGAAAGAUCAAAAUGACCAAAAAGUAA